AUGACAGCAGGUGGCCCUGCACCGGCGCAAACUGUACACAACCCGCAACGAACCACACGCGCAGAGCCGGCGGCGGUGCUGGAGCCGGUGCAGGCGGAGGAGCUGGAAGCCGAGGCAGCAGAGGUCGGGGGACAGCAGGGGGAGCAGCCUCCGGUGGAAGCCGAGGGGGCCGCUGACGAGGACGAGGAGGGCCGCUCCGAUGAAUGGAGCCUCGGCGAGGGAGAGAGCGAGGAGGGAGUUGAGUACGAGGACGGGGACGAGGACGCGGAUGACGAAGGACACAUUGAGGAGGAGGAGUUCUUUGAUGAUGAUUACGGCGCGGGAUGGGACGCGCCCGAGCGCGCCGUCGGCGCUGCGCCCGCGCGGCAGCCUGGCGACACGCUCAUCGCGCCCGGUGUGUGGGCGCGCCGCAUGCCCGACGGCCGCCACUGCCUGCUGGGCGCGCCGCUGCGCUACGCGCCCAAGCUGCUGCGGCGCAUCUUCGGCUUCUCCCAGCAGCGCGGGCAGCUGCUGUGGCGCCGCCAGGAGCCAAUUGACGACGAGGCGUGGCGCUACAUUUGCGACACCCUGGCGGCGCCGAGGAUCCAGCCGCUCCUGCAGAGUGGGCGGCGCGUGCUGGAGCCGCUGCCGGGGUGGGGCUUCCCAGCCUCCCUGAGGCUGCACGACAGCAGCGGCAAUGUGCUGCAGGGUCCUCGGCGCUCGGGCCGCGGCGCCAAACCUUGGAAUGUGGGCAGGCAGUUUUUCAGCAGCUUCAACCAAGGGGUUGAGGACAGCUUCUUGUGGGCGGACGGUGUCGGGCCCAUGGAGCCGGAGGCCCAGCAGAGCUUCAAUGAGAUGGUCCGCAACCACGGCCUGUGGGCUGUCUUUGGCUGA
Molecule: messenger RNA, 873 nt
Organism: Monoraphidium neglectum
Lineage: Eukaryota; Viridiplantae; Chlorophyta; Chlorophyceae; Sphaeropleales; Selenastraceae
Exons: 4
Coding region: 1-873 (290 amino acids)
Source: RefSeq, a predicted model, not a curated record